Closterium sp. Yama58-4 is the source of this 1221-nucleotide messenger RNA. NCBI's taxonomy places the organism in Eukaryota, Viridiplantae, Streptophyta, Zygnematophyceae, Desmidiales, Closteriaceae. The record is from the annotation of a GenBank genome assembly.
AUGCUGACCGAUCUGCGCGCGCACGAGUGCACGGAUCUCGUGAAAGUCGCAAUCGCGCAGGGCGAGGAGCUGAUGGCGCGCGGGAAGGAGCUGCGCGCGCGCGGAGCGGGUGCCGGGGGUGCGCCGCCGGUUCCCGCGGAUGGGUGCGCGGUGAAGUACGACGCGAGCGCGGAUCCGUGGGACAGCCAUCCGCUGCCUCCCGGCAAGUUCUCCCAGUCAAACUGCCAGCUAGAAUGGAUGAUCUACUCGUCUGAAUGCGGCGCGAACAUGGUGCGCCUCGCGGAUUUUGCGCACAUGGCGGGAAUAAGCUUCUCCGUGAUCGGAAGCCGCCAGCCCUGGACAGGCCAAGGCGGCCGUUUGCGCUCGAUCCGCGACUUCCUCGCGGCGCUGCCGCGCGAUCGCGUCGUGAUCACCACGGACGCCGACGACGUCUUUCUCAUGCCGCACCCCAAAUGCCGCCCGCAAAACUUCCUCGACGCGUUCUUUGCGCUCAACGCGCCCGUCGUUAUCGGCGCGGAGAUCUACUGCUGGCCGGAUAUGGCCAAGCUAGAACCUUUCUACCCGCCCAGGAACAGACACUCCGUGAAUCGGUUUCUUAACGCGGGAGCUUAUGCGGGGUACGCGUGGGCGCUGGCGGAGAUCAUCGAUCUUAUCUACGUGCGCGACUGCAUGCAGGACCAGCGUGGGUUCAUCCUCGCAUUCCUCGCGCAGCAGUACCUCUUCCGCGACAUGCCGCGCGCGCCCAACCCCGACCCCGCCGCCGUGCGCGCCGCGUGGGAGUCCCCGAGCGACGUGGCGGAGGCUGUUCUCGCGCAGGCGGAGGCGGCGGAAUCGGCGAGCCGAGCGGCGUGGCGGAACAACCGCACGGUGCGGUACGACUCCGCCAUGUCGCCGUUCCACCGCCUGCCCGCCAAGCCAAAGCAGCGCGUGAUGGACGAAGCGCGACGCGCUGGGCACCGGGACGCAGCGUCAGUAAUGGCGGCGCCGUUCAUAAAGCUGGACCACUACAGCUCGCUGUUCAUGCACCUGGGGGGCAUGCCCUGGGAGCAUUUCACGAUUCUGGGUACAGGGGAGCAGGCGCUGGUGCGACAAGCGGUGUCGAACGGGGAGGCAUGCAUCCUGCACCAGCAGGGGAAUAAGCUGGCGAAUCUGCCCAUGACGUAUAUUAUCAAUGCGACGGGACUGGAGGAGCUGAGGAAGGCGAGGGGAUACGUUCACUAG